This is a messenger RNA of Centruroides sculpturatus (bark scorpion), 1106 nucleotides long. RefSeq lists its product as uncharacterized. The coding region runs from base 56 to 1075 and encodes 339 amino acids. The record is from RefSeq and is a predicted model, not a curated record. Gene Ontology annotation, molecular function: acyltransferase activity, transferring groups other than amino-acyl groups. NCBI's taxonomy places the organism in Eukaryota, Metazoa, Arthropoda, Arachnida, Scorpiones, Buthidae. The transcript has 8 exons.
UCUAUCACUUUACCUACGAAGAAAUAAUGUGAAGCAUUCUAUUUUCUACUAUAUUAUGUUUGUUGUGAAGAGAUUCAUCAGAUUAACGUUUCCAGUGCUAUGUGCUUCGGCAAUUGCUAUUAUAUUACCAAUUUUUUGUGAUGGUCCCCAUUCGCAUUUUCUACAGGAACAUGUAGGUGCAAUUGAAGAGAAUAUAUGGAAAUACGUUUUACAUAUAUCGAAUUUCUAUAAAAUUCAACCAUUGGUAAUUCUCCACAUGUGGAUUAUGAAUGCAAUAUUCCAAUUAAAUAUUAUAACUGCACCCAUAUUAUUUAUACUUGACAGGUGGCAAACAUUUGGAAUUAUAACGAUGAUCUUACUUAGUUUAAUCGGAUUUGCAAUGAACAUUGCAAUUCUCAUAAUUUCUGAUUGCUCGAACACAUUUGGAUAUUCUUUGGACAUAGAGAAAACAUUGAGAUAUCUCGAACACAUUCAAUGCAAACCGUAUACCAUACAUCUAAGUAGUUACUGCAUGGGAUUGCUGGUUGGAUACCUUUUAUCAGAAGGUAAAAUCAUGAGAUUCGAAAAGAAAACCAGUUUCAUAUUUUGGAUAUGCUCAAUUACAUCAAUGUUAUUUUCAAUAUACGGGUUACACGGAUAUAUAACGGAGGUAUCGCAGAAUGAAAGUAUAGUUCUGUUGUUCAGAGCGUUUUCAACUUAUCUAUGGUUAACUGGCCAAAUAUGGAUGUGCAUUUCAUUUACUAAUGGAAGCGGAGGUGCAGUUAAAAGGUUUUUGUCUCAUGAUGUAUUUUUAAUAUUGGGUCGUCUAAAUGUAUCUCUCUAUAUAGUACAUAUCUUUAUUAUAGUAUACAUUAUCACUUGCACUAGAAAACCUUUUUAUCUUUCGAUCAUGACAUUGAGGAUGUUAAAUAUAUUCAUCACACUUAUUUCUAUCGUCGCAUCCUUCGUUUUAUAUUUAUUUCUAGAAGCGCCAUUUAAUUCUAUUUUCAAAAUGAUAUUUCACAAAAGAAAUUCGAAAGAAACUUUAACACAAACGAAUAACUAUCAACUUCAAACAAUGAAGAAGUACGAAUAACUAAUAAUUGUUAAAUUUAAUUCGUUAUAAU